GGGAACUUUUAGGACACUCUAUAUAACGGCUUUUUAUAACAACGUACUGUGCGCUGAUUGCCACUGACUACCGCUUGCCGGGUGUCGCCGACGUUUCUUUGUAGUGUGCGUACGUCUCUCGCACGCAUUAUGUCGUUAGGUUCAGACUUUCUCUGAAAUUGGUUCUUUUUCUCCUCUGUGUGUGAAAGCAUAUUACGAAAAAUAUGGGCCAGCGCGUCUCGAGGACGGAUUUCGAAUGGAUUUACACGGAGGAGCCGCACGCCACGCGACGGAAAAUAAUUCUAGAGAAAUAUCCGCAAAUUAAGAAGCUAUUCGGAUAUGAUCCGAAAUUCAAAUGGAUAGUCAUUUGCAUGGUAUUAAUACAAUUUCUAUCUUACUUCAUAGUCAAAGACUUGAGUUAUCCAAAACUUUUGAUAUUAGCAUAUUGCUUCGGUGGUGUGAUAAAUCAUUCUCUUAUGCUUGCUGAACAUGAAAUAGCUCAUAAUCUUGCCUUUGGACAUGCCAGACCCAUGGCUAAUCGACUGUUUGGUCUUUUUGUAAAUUUGCCAAUAGGAAUACCAAUGUCUAUUAGCUUCAAGAAAUAUCAUCUUGAACAUCAUCGUUAUCAAGGAGAUGAAAAACUAGAUACGGAUUUACCGACGUUAUUAGAAGCAAAGUUAUUUUGCACAACUUUCGGGAAGUUUUGUUGGGUGUUGUUACAACCAUUCUUCUAUUCUUUCCGUCCUCUCAUAAUGUAUCCAAAAGUACCAACUCCACUGGAGUAUAUUAAUCUUGUGAUACAAUUAAUAUUUGACGGAUGCAUUUGGUAUUACUUUGGCGGCAAAGUGUUGUUUUACAUGCUUAUUGGCUCUCUACUCGCGAUGGGCUUGCAUCCCGUGGCAGGACACUUUAUAUCGGAGCAUUAUAUGUAUAAGAAAGGUUUCGAGACCUAUAGUUAUUAUGGCUCUCUGAAUUUGAUAACUUUCAACGUCGGUUAUCACAAUGAACACCAUGACUUUCCUGCAGUGCCUGGCUCUAGAUUACCAGAGGUAAAACGUAUAGCUCCUGAAUUCUAUGAUAACUUGCCACAUCACAACUCAUGGGUAUCGGUUUUGUACGACUUUGUGAUGGAUCCUGACAUUGGACCGUACGCGAGAAUGAAAAGGAAACAUCGAGGAUUAGACCAAUAAAUGCUGGAAAAUAUUUUUAAAAACACUAUCUGCUGCAUUUAUGGUGUAUUAAUCUCCUUGUGCUUUCAUUUGAAAGCGUAACUUGUGUGAUACGCGACAGGUUUUCAACAAAUAUUUAAACUGCACAAUUAUGUAAACUAAAAAGUAUACUUUUAAACUAUAUUGGAAUAAUUUGGCCUUUGAGUGUCAAUGUAUGGUUACUGUUUCUGUAUCCAGGUAAACUAUUGAUAUAAUUAAUUACGUAGUUGUAAUAGCAUCUGUUGCUUACAAUUGUAGCAUCUGUGCUUACAAUUGUACAGUUUAUGAUGGUACUUUUAUACUAUAUACAUUAUAAAGUUGAAUUCCAUUACAUGUAUAUGUAUCAUAGUCAUGUGUAAAAUAUAAAAGUUCUGGCUCUUA
Molecule: messenger RNA, 1568 nt
Organism: Dinoponera quadriceps
Lineage: Eukaryota; Metazoa; Arthropoda; Insecta; Hymenoptera; Formicidae
Gene: ifc
Product: sphingolipid delta(4)-desaturase DES1
Exons: 6
Coding region: 204-1169 (321 amino acids)
Biological process (GO): ceramide biosynthetic process
Cellular component (GO): membrane
Molecular function (GO): sphingolipid delta-4 desaturase activity
Source: RefSeq, a predicted model, not a curated record